Messenger RNA from Colletotrichum truncatum, 747 nucleotides. NCBI's taxonomy places the organism in Eukaryota, Fungi, Ascomycota, Sordariomycetes, Glomerellales, Glomerellaceae. The record is from RefSeq and is a predicted model, not a curated record.
AUGGCUUUGCCUCUGCCACCGGGUCUUGUACCCGCGGAAGUCGCCUUCCUAUGUGAAAUGGAACUCAUCACAAUUGUUCCUCGUCAGCGGCUAGAAAGCAUCGAUCUUUUAAGCGGAGCAACACCCGCCCUACGACCUCCUGCUCGCGCCAAUAUACCUUUAUGGCUUGCAAUUCUCCUCAAGAAGCAGCGUCGAGCCAACAUCGUUCCCCCGCCAUGGCUCCAUCCCACCUCUCUCGCCCAGAUCGUCCACCAUGAAACUAAGAUCGAGCCCGACGCCUUCUCACCCCCACCUCCACCCCCAAUACGCGCUGACGCCAGAGGUAACGCUAGAAGAUAUGGCGGAAGCAACGAUCAGACCCUCUCAGCGCCAUUCUUGCCAUCCUGUACAGCAGAUGCCCCUUCAGGCGCCUUGCCCUACCACUGGUUCGAGCUCGCCGAGAUGCUGUUGGCCCACGCGAACGACGAUAUACCAUCUUCUUCCGAGGUUAGGUCAUUGCUGAGAGACCUUCAGGAGGUACGAUCUGCAAAAUUACGCAAGAGUACGGAAGAUCUCAGCGAGGUGCAAGGCGUUAUGAGCCUUCGCGGAGUGGGUGCAAUGGAGUUGGCCGAGAGCCGCGGCUUCUUCCUUGGCGUCAUAGAGGGCGUGAGGAAAGUUGGUGCGAGUGCUGAAGCUGCCAGGCGUGAAGAUGAGGAGGAGCGUGGAAGCGGUGAUGGCGAUUACGACGAAGACGAAGAUAUGCUAUGA